AUGCGGUGGCCUCUACCUCAUAUCCCAUACCCGCCUGCGAAGGCCGGGUUCUGGAGCCCUGUUACCUCAACUCUGAACUGGUGCGAGGAGGACUACUAUGUCACCGUUUACUCUGCUGAAGUCGUCAACGCCGUAACGAACCUCCUAUUUAUGUGGCUGGGUAUCAGGGGCCUGAUCAGUUGUCGGCGCAAUCAACAUGAUCAGAUCUUCUCUGUCGCCCUUUGCGGCUACUUGGUUGUCGGCACAGGAAGCUUUCUCUUCCAUUCCACCCUCAAAUAUCCCAUGCAGCUCGUGGAUGAGCUUUCCAUGAUCUAUACCACCUGCCUAAUGGCUUAUGCCUUGUUCUCAUACCGCCGUCCUACGGGUGUACGCCUGGUCCUUGCCAUUGCCCUCGCUGGGAUGGCCGUCUUCAUCACUCUAUACUACCACUACCUCCAGGAUCCAGUGUUCCACCAAAACGCCUAUGCACUUCUCACGACAGUUGUCGUCUUGCGCAGCAUGCAUACCAUGGAGGUAACCUUGCGCCCGAGAUGGCGCCACUCGCGCGAGGAGGAUCGCCUCGACCGCCAGAAGAAGGGCCUGCCGGUUCCCUCGAAAGAACGCCAGCACUACGAGAAUGUGCGCGAUAAGAAAAUCCUCAAAACUAUGUGGUUCAUGGUAGUGUACGGACUUAGUAUGUUCCUCGGCGGAUUUCUCAUUUGGAACCUCGACAACCAAUUCUGCCCCCAGAUUCGCCGGUGGCGCCAUUCGGUGGGUUUGCCGUGGGGUAUUUUCUUGGAGGGGCAUGGUUGGUGGCACGUCAUGACCGGGAUCGGUGCAUACCUGUAUAUCAUCUGGGGAAUCUGGCUGCGACACUGCCUGAACAAGAAGCAAGACGACUACCAUCUGCACUGGGCCCGAUUCUGGCACAUUCCCGAGGUGAUUCGUAUCACUCCCACAGCGCAAAACGGUGCGGCCCGAGCCAAAAAGUCAUCCUAA
This is a messenger RNA of Penicillium argentinense, 978 nucleotides long. Its product is annotated as ceramidase. The coding region runs from base 1 to 978 and encodes 325 amino acids. The record is from RefSeq and is a predicted model, not a curated record. NCBI's taxonomy places the organism in Eukaryota, Fungi, Ascomycota, Eurotiomycetes, Eurotiales, Aspergillaceae. The transcript has 4 exons. Gene Ontology annotation, biological process: ceramide biosynthetic process; ceramide catabolic process. Gene Ontology annotation, cellular component: endoplasmic reticulum membrane.